CCGCAAGAGGAAGAAGAAGAAACUUCAUAGAAUUUCCUGUUUCUCCAUCUUCGGUCACGCGAGGACAACAACGCGUCCCGCUUUUCAUUGUUUGGUGAUAUUUCUGAAACGGAUGGUGAAGAAGAGCUGAGUGCGGCGCAGAGCGGCCAUUUCCUGCUGAGGAUCAGUUGUGGGAUCAUCUGUGAACUCCAGCGUCCUGCUGGUCUACAAGUUGACCUCACCACCAGUUCAUCCAUCACUCUGGUUGUGGUCUCCAUUAGAAGAAAUGGAGCAUCAAGGCAAAACGCUGGAGGCUGAUUUCAACCCCAAAGUCCUGCUGCAUAGAUUAGAUGCUCAGCAGAUGUUGCUGCUUAAAGAAGAUGCUCCUGAAGAACAUGGUCCAGGUUUUGACCUACAAGGUCCAGAGUCUCUCCCACCAACCAUUAAUGAGGAUGAUGAAGAGUUUCUCCUGUCUUCUCACCUUCAUCAGCACCACAGAGAGUUACCAGAAGAUCACUGUGAAGCAGCAGAACCCAUCAGGAAUCAAAAUCAUGGAGAUUAUUCCAACUCAUCAGAAACUGAACUCAUUCAGGAGGGUGAAGAGGAGGAUGAAGAUGAUGUAAAUAAUGUUUUCUGUCAACUUGAACAAUUGCCAGAUUACAGACCAAAUAAAACGGAUGGUGAAGAAGAGCUGAGUGCGGCGCAGAGCGGCCAUUUCCUGCUGAGGAUCAGUUGUGGGAUCAUCUGUGAACUCCAGCGUCCUGCUGGGUCUACAAGUUGACCUCACCACCAGUUCACCCAUCACUCUGGUUGUGAAGAGGAGUGGUCUCCAUUAGAAGAAAUGGMGCAUCGAGGCAAAACGCUGGAGGCUGAUUUCAACCCCAAAGUCCUGCUGCAUAGAUUAGAUGCUCAGCGAAUGUUGCUGCUUAAAGAAGAUGCUCUUGAAGAACAUGGUCCAGGUUUUGACCUACAAGGUCCAGAGUCUCUCCCACCAACCAUGAAUGAGGAUGAUGCGGAGUUUCUCCUGUCUUCUCACCUUCAAGAACCUAUCAGAAAGCAAGAUCAUGGAGAUUAUUCCAACUCAUCGGAGACUGAACUCAUUGAGGACAAAAAUGAAGAGGAUGAAGAGGAGGAUGAAACUGAUGUAAAUAAUGUUUUCUGUCAACUUGAACAAUUUCCAAAUAACAGGCCAAAAAGUAAAUACAGCGGAAAUGACAGCAAGAUGAGCCAUUCAACUAAAGGUUCUCCAAACUUUGAGGAUAAAAUGAAAUCCUUUACUUCAAAGAAAACCUCAAGGAGGAAAGUUCAGGUUGAAAUGAAGUUUAUCUGUGAUGACAAUGGUGAAAUAUGUAAAAAAAAUUCUACAUCAAAGAGACAUGCAAGAACCCUAGCAGGACAUAAACAUAUCUGUAAAUUGUGCAGACACACAUUUAAGCACAGAAAAAACUUAGACACACACAUGCGAACCCACACAGGAGAGAAACCUUUCAGUUGUGAUCUUUGUGGAUACAAGUGUAGUGUAAAAUCAAGUUUAAAUGUACACAUGAGAACCCACACAGGAGAGAAACCUUUUAGUUGUGAUCUUUGUGGAUACAAGUGUAGCGUAAAAUCAAGUUUAAACAAACACAUGAGAAUCCACACAGAAGAGAAGCCUUUCAGUUGUGAUCUUUGUGGAUACAAGUGUAGCGUAAAAUCAAAUUUAAAGGUACACAUGAGAAUCCACACAGGAGAGAAACCUUUCAGUUGUGAUCUUUGUGGAUACAGAUGUAGCGUAAAAGCAAGUUUAAAUGUACACCUGAGAACCCACAUGGAGGAUAAACCUUUCAGUUGCGAUGUUUGUGGAUACAGAUGCAGAGAUCAAUCAAGUUUAAACAAACACAUGAGAAUUUACACAAGGGAUAAACCUUUCAGUUGUGAUGUUUGUUUACAAAGAUUUAGUCAGAAAGGUCACUUGAACGAGCACAUGAAAAUCCACACUGGAGAGAAACCUUUCAGUUGUGAUCUUUGUGGUUAUAAGUGUAGCGUUAAAUCAAAUUUAAAUGUACACAUGAGAAUCCACACGGGAGAGAAGCCUUUCAGUUGUGAUCUUUGUGAAUACAGUUGUAGCGUAAAAGCAAGUUUAAACAAACACACAAAAAUCCACACAGGGGACAAACCAUUUAGUUGUGAUCUUUGCUCACAAAGAUUUAGUCAGAAAGGUCACUUGAACCGGCACAAGAAAAUCCACACUGUAUAAAAACCUUUCAUUUAAGAUCUUUGUGGAUUCUUGUUUAGACAGAAAUUAUAUUUAAACAGACACAUGAGAAUCCACAUGGAAUAAAAACCUGUUAUGAACUUACUGAAUGCAGAUAUAGAAAGAAAUCAAGUUUAAACACACCCCUGAGAAUCCACACUGGAAUAUUUUUCUCCUGUAAUGCUAUAAAGGAAAGGGGAUGAACUAAAUAUCUUAUUUGAAAUAUAGGAGGAAGGUAGAAAUAAUAAUAAAAAAGACUCUUGGAGAAAGUGUUCAGCUGCAUGUUCUUUGGCAACUACUGAGGACAUAGAGUGGUAUUAAAAGUGCUCCUGCAGAGUUUUCUGUUGGAUAUUUUUGUGUUAAUAAAAGACAGUUUUAUUUGUACAUUUCUCUCUAACUCAGGACAGGGGUGUCCAAAGUUGGUCCUCAAGAGCCAGUAAUCCUACAUGUUUUAAUUCACUUCCUGGUGGUAGUUACUCCCACCUCAGCAAGUCAAUAUUCUGCAGAGACUUGCCAUCAUUUGGUUCACAUGUGUUGAACCAAGGAAAGAACUAAAGUAUGCAGGAAUACUGGACAUUUGAGUACAGUUUAAUUUUGGGUUUCCUUUUCAUUUUUUACUUGCAAGUAUUUCAUAGAAUACAAUAUAGCAGGUGUAUUGAACUCAAUUCCUCAAGUGCAUCUUUUAGAUGGGUUUCUAUGUCAAAGCAGAGAGUCAAAUAAGUUUGCUUUCAGGACUCGGGAGAACUUGAUUGCACUGAGGAGGCAUUAGAUCCAUUGGAUUUACGUUUGUUGGACGCACCUCAAAGGUGCAGAACACUCUCCCUUGAAGAUUUGAGUUGAAGAUCCCUGCACUGUGUUCACCUAAUAUUAGGUGAAUAUUAGUUAUUCACCCAAUAUUUUAAUGUUUUCUAGCCAAGUGAAUGUUUAGAAUUUAGGAGUGUGGAUUAAAAUGAUGGAUUUUUUGUAUUAGAAAUGUCAGGGCCUGCAUUUUCCAAUUCUGAGUAAUGCUCUUACCAAGGAGUCUUGGCUUAAGUGGUUUAGUCGGCUGCUGAGAAAGAAACUGAGGAUUCAACAGCGUAUUUGAUCCCUUUGUUUGUGUAAUGCUGUUUUCUAGGGAUUAUUGGUGGUUCUUCUGCUUCUUGUUUAGUGGUAUAAACACUCCUUUCCGCCCCGACUGAUGAGGAAUGUAAACCAAAUGUUCGCAAAAAUAAACUUGUAUUCCAUCAUACAAAUUACUGCCUUACAAAUAUAUAAUGGUCUGGUACCUUUUACGUCUUGCAUCUUCCUGAAGAUUCAAGACCCCAAAGCAAAUGCACCUCAUAAAAUCUAUGGAAAUUGAUUCAUGCAGUCCAGACUGGAUUAAGAAAAAUUUCUUCAUGAAAUUAUGCAAAAUGUAAUAAAUUAUUAUAAUAUAAUUGUUAUAACUAUAGUAUAUUACUAUAAUAUAAUAAAAUAAGUCCAAUUUUUAAGUGUUUUUGUGUGUGAUUCUUAAUUGACUGCUAUAAUAAAGCCACAGUUUUCAUGUUAUUUACCGCUAAUUUCAACCCUUACCAUCUCAAUAUUGGAGCUGCUGCAGGUUUAUCAGGCAAGGCAACUGUUCUUGUGCAUUGUUGGAGAUCCUUUUAACAAUGAAUCCUCAAAUUACUGUUCUUGAGAGCAGAAGGAUCAUCUGGUAAGGUCAUCAGCUGCUGUAGCCCGUCUGCUUCAAGAUUUAAAGUGCUGUGAGUUCAGAGGUGGCACUCGACACACCUUAAGCUGCUGAAACAGGAUUCCUGUUCCCUGAUAGUUGUGGGUAAAAAUCCCAGUGGGUCAGCAGUUUAUAAAUACUGACACCAUUAUGCGUGUUGGCCAUUUUAAAGGUAAUCUAGAUUCACUUUCCUCUCCUUUUUCCUUCAUGGUUUGAACUUAAAAAAGGGUGACAGAUGAUGUGAACACACAUAUGAGUAUCCACACAGAAGAAAGACCUUUCUGUUGUGAUCUUUGUAGGUAUCGAUGUAGCCAGAAAUUAAAUUUUAAAAAUUCACAAGAAUCCACAAAAGAUAAACAUUCUAGUUGUGAUAUUUUAGGGACAGGACUGACAAAAAAAAAAAAA
Molecule: messenger RNA, 4304 nt
Organism: Poecilia reticulata (guppy)
Lineage: Eukaryota; Metazoa; Chordata; Actinopteri; Cyprinodontiformes; Poeciliidae
Source: RefSeq, a predicted model, not a curated record